This is a messenger RNA of Bombyx mori (domestic silkworm), 4931 nucleotides long. RefSeq lists its product as uncharacterized. The transcript has 4 exons. The coding region runs from base 4373 to 4732 and encodes 119 amino acids. NCBI's taxonomy places the organism in Eukaryota, Metazoa, Arthropoda, Insecta, Lepidoptera, Bombycidae. The record is from RefSeq and is a predicted model, not a curated record.
GUAUGAGUAUUUUGACAUUUAGAUUAUUAUACCUAGUUCACUAAUAACAUAUUCGUAUGAAAAUUAAAAAAAGUAUUUAGUUAUUUAACGCGUAGCAGAUGUUAGUGUGAUAACCAUGAUUUAUUAUUGCUUAGUCCUAAUAAUAAUAGACAGCAGUAUCACUAGUUUCGUAAAAUUAUCGUAUUUAGGCACCAUACAGCCUUUGAUAGUCUCAGACUUUGUUUCCGAGUUCAUCUAUACUUAUCGUUUCCACGUUUCACUUGUUAUGACCGCGAACGGACGCUUACUGUCUUUAUUAAAUUCUUUAUACUAAAUAUAAAAAUAUCCACAUACAUUGGUCUCCACAAUAUAUAAUAAUAUAUCGAGGGUUAAAAGUUUAUUAGGUUUAAACGACAUUUCGCUUAAAACCCGACAUUUAUCUUUGUAAGUAACUAGCUGUAUAGUCCCCGGCACGUAACUUAGCAAGAGUCGUAAGAUGCGCAGAAGUCGUUUUUUAGGUCUCUUUGGUUGUCAAGCGGGACGCGGGGAAAGGUAGCACCGUUCCGAGCGCACGAUUGGUGAGUCAGUCGACCCUCCCCUCCCGCACCGCGUCCACGUUCCGUUCGCUCCUGGUUACAUAUGCGCCUACUAAAUUGUAGUAGCCCUUUGUUUAUAUUGAGUUUUUGUUACGAGUUGUUAUUAUUGUUUUAAAUUUAGUUUUUGUUACGGGUUUUAUUCUUUUAAAUUUGUUUGCAAUGCCAGGACCAAAUACCAAUGACCAUAUAGUUGAUUCAGUCACUGAGCGUUUUAUUAUUUACGCCAGUGACGACAGCGACUCUUCGUUAUGUCAACGAUGAGGAGCCAACUCCUUCCACCAGCUCAGGUGCUACCAUAAAUUUAAUCUAAGGGGUAGCACUAUUAGAAAAUGAUAGUGACGACGGCGACACAUCAUUUUUAAUAUUAAGUAUAUUUUUUUAAAUAAACUUCUUAACUUUUAAUUUAUUAUUUUAUUUUUAACACCUAAUACACUUCACGAAUUCCUCUCUUUUCUUUAACUUUCUUCUAAACACAAAGGCUUAAAAACAAAUUACGGCAAAUAAAAAAUAAAAUAAAAUUAAAUUAAAUUAUAUGCGGGCAGUAAAAGUGAUCAUUUUUUUGUUGCAAUGUGCACCAUGCGCGACAUUACCCCCACUACACCAAAACCUUGCCAACUUACGUGCCGCUUACUAUACCCGUCCGCUUCCCUGGGCAUUUAAAAUUAAUAUUAUUAUUUCUCACCUAAACAAAGAUUCUCAUCAUUAACGCCCCCGCAACUGGUGUAGGGAGUCCAACACUCAUAUUAGCCUAUCCAUUAAGUACAUGUAUUUUCUACAUGGAUACCAAGUUUCAAGUCAGUCGGAUGCAUGGUUCAGUAGUUAUAACGGAACAUCCGUAAAAAACCACUGUAGAUUUAUAUAUUAGUACUAGCUGUCCCGGCAAACGUUGUGUUGCCUUAAAUAAGAUUUCUAGGAAAAUUCUAGUGUAGAACAAAAAACCUCAUUCAACCACAUAAUAACCAAAAAAAAUUAUCCAAAAAAUAAAAAUAAAAAAUUAAUGUUUGGGGUGGACAACCCUUAUCACUUAGAGGUAUGAAAAAUAGAUAGUAGCCGAUUCUCAGACCUACUGAACAUACUAUUGAUACACAAAUAAAACCAAAAAAACAUGGCUGAAAAAUGUAUAGUGAGUAAGACAGGAGACCGGCUUCGUCCUCAUCCCUACCACGUGAUGUUUGCUGGAUGAGUGGUGACACCUGGCGGGGAUAACUGAUCGAUUGUUAGUUGAUCAGCAGUCGACCGGUGAGGACGGGAGAUCAAAUUGAAUUUAAAAAAAAUCAAUUAAAGCAACUUGCAAUUAUAAACUCUGAAUAAGAAUUUAUCGUACUACAAUUAUAAUAUUUGAUUUCCAUCUUGCAACCUUAUUGCGGAUCUGUAGGUACAUAGAAUAAAAAAAAUAAAAAUCGGGAUGGAUAAUCGGGGUAUAAGAGUGAAAAUUGAGAGUAAUAUGAAUUUUUUUAUUUUAAGUUAUGACAAAAUAAAAAUAAAAUCUUGCCAAAAAAAUUAAAAUUUAUAAUUAACAAAUAAAAAAUAGGGGUUGAUCGUAGAGGGGUGAAAAAUUCAGAGUAAUAUGAAAUUUUUUAUUCUAAGUCAUGACAAGACAAAACAAAAUUCUUGCAAAAUAAAUUAAAGUUUUUAAUUAACAAAUAAAAAAUAAGGGAUGAUCGUAGAGGGGUGAAAAUGUAUGGUUGUAUGUAUUUUUGUAUGCUGUAUCAUAAAAAAAUAAAAACAAAAUAAAUUCUCCAAAAAAUAAAAUAAAAAAUUUAGGGAUGGACCGGACCACCCUUAGCAUUCAGGGGGAUGAAAAAUAGAUGUUGUCCGAUUCUCCACCCUGGCCGAUAUGCACGUUAAGAUUCACGAAAUCGAGCCGUUUCGGAGGAGUUCAAUCACGCACCCCGUAACACGAGAAUUUUAUAUAUUAGAUAUAUAAUAAUAUAAAAAUGAAUUUCUGUUCGUUAGUCUCGCUAAAACUCGAGAACGGCUGGACCGAUUUGGUUAAUGUUGGUCUUGAAUUAUUUGUGGAAGUCCAGAAAAGGUUUAAAAGUAAGAUUAAUAUGAAAAUACUCGGAAUUAAAUAAAAAUAACAAUUUUGUUUUUCCUUUGAUAUGUCCCCCGUCGGACGGUUUUUUUUAAGAGUAUACAAAAAAUUUAGGUCUUUUAUUUAUCGAUUGAGGCACUACGAAGUCUGCCGGGUCAGCUAGUUUUAUAUAAAUUCGUAGUUGGCUUAAGUGUAUACUGGAUACUAUAUAUAGACAUCUACAACGUAAAUGCGCCACCCACUUUGAGAUUUAAGUUCUAAGGUCUCAAGUAUAGUUACAACGGCUGGUUCUGGUCCAGCGGGUUAUUCCGGGAUACCAGCGACACCGUCUGGGAGGCCUGACGCGCUGCCGUACCGAGACGGCCGACGUUUCAGGGCCUUCGAUUCGCCUCGAAGGCUCCGUCGGCCGGGCGUCCUUGGGGUGAGCUGUGCUGUCUGGUUCUAGUGUUGACCGCGGUAACCUCAUCGGGGUUCUGACCUCGGAGGGCAUCGGACGCUUGGGCGAAGAGUGCAGGGGAGUCGUUUAGUGGGUAGGGCCCUGAGAACAUCCUUGGGCUCGCGGUCUCGCAGCCGCGGACCAGUCCCACAUACACCGCGCGGCCCCUAGGCGCGGGGACCUCGUAGGAGGUUCGGCCCCCAGCCCGAAAAAAAAAGCCAGACCUUUGUAUAAUAAACCCUUGGAUCUUCUCUAUUUCGUUUUAUUAGCCAAACCUACACCAAGUAUUAAUUGUAAUUUAUGUUGUUACUGUUUAAUAUUUUUAUUACCUGCCCUGCAGUGCACAAAAAACAGCUUAAGUAGAUUAGCAUUUUUAAAGUAUUUGUAUAUUUCAUAUUUUUAUUUGAUAAAACCUAAUCAACUGACAUAGCAGUGGGACCCGAUUUUUUAAUUUGCCCCAGGGCCCUUGGUUACCUAGCUACGCCACUGACUACCAUCUUGCCUAUUUCUGCCGUGAAGCAGUAAUGCGUUUCGAUUUGAAGGGUGGGGCAGCCGUUGUAACUAUACUGUAUGUAACCUUAGAUGUCAUAUCUCAAAGUGGGUGGCAGCAUUGCAAUAAAAAAAGAUAUUAAAAGAAUAAAAUUUUAUUAUUAGUAGGUGUUUUAUUUAUAUAAUUGGAGAGAUAUUGGAACUUCUUACUUUAAUCCUUUGUUUUUCUUGAUAUCGGCGAAUUUCAAAUAAUACGAUCCUCGCAUAAUCAAAUUAGCGGGUAGAAUUUGAUUUUGCGUUAUAUACCAAAAAAUUAUGAACUUAUGCUAACGAAGUUUGAGGACGCUGUUCCACGAGAUGGUCGGACCAAAUGUGAUCUUCUCUGAACAUCAGCUUCCACGAUGCCCUUCAUGAAACUAAGAAUCGCAGCAAAUGGAGGGAAAUCGUACGGGAGAAACUGAUGCAGCGGGGGAGUCACGACCCUCAGUAAUGAGGAUAACGACGCGAAAAGGGAGGAUCUAAAAAGUAUUUAGUUUAUUUCUGAGCGGGCUUAAAAUAUUUUUGCAUAUUUUACGUUUUUAUACGUAACACAAUUUUUUUAUUAACACAAUCAUAGAAUGCGUCAGCUUCCUUCCUCAAAACAGAAACAAAAAUAACUUUUCUUAUCGCAUGACUUGUUUAAUAAUCCUUAUUUAUGUUACUACUUUCGUUUGGACCGUUGAUAAACAAAAAGUCCUCAUAUCAGAAAAUCAUAUUGAGUAUAAAUAAACGACUCGAUAUUAAAAAACCAUCAUAACUUACUAUUGAUUCUGAGUACCAGUACAAGUUUCCUGCAAGAUGAAGUUCGCUCUAUUGUUCGUAUUGACCGCGAUCGUCGCGGUGUCGACUAAUGAAGUGGCUGACCCCAGAUCCACUGAUAGAUCUAACGCUUUGAGUAUCGGAAGUAUUACUUCAAGUGAUAGACUCUUACGGAGCUUUGUUGUGAGCCGUGCUGCUACAACUAACUCGCGGGCUGUCAACGUGAGGUACACGGCGCCUGCCGGUAGACGCGUCAGGGCCGUCCGCGUCCGAGGAUCGACGCAGUUCGCUAGCGUCCGCCGCACCGGAGGCGGCGUCGGCUUCACUUUCGUGAAUCUUCAGUUCGUGAACGCGCCGCGAAGAGGAUUUAGCUUUACAGUACAAGUUUGGGGACGCUAAAAUGCAUAUUCUGGACGUUUACAUGCAAAGACACGAAGUUUUUGUUUUUUCGUUUGCACAAAAAAUUCGUUCUCCCCAUUUUUUUAAUUAAUGAUUCGCGUAUUUAUUACGAAGCUUCCUUAUCUUUUUUUUUCGGACUGUAAAUUACUGUGGCAACAUUAUAAAUUAAUUUCAAAAUAAAAAUCUAGACUACCUAUAA